This is a messenger RNA of Limanda limanda (common dab), 4116 nucleotides long. It is a transcript of the gene pgap6, whose product is annotated as post-glycosylphosphatidylinositol attachment to proteins 6. Bases 84 to 2414 code for a protein of 776 amino acids. The record is from RefSeq and is a predicted model, not a curated record. NCBI's taxonomy places the organism in Eukaryota, Metazoa, Chordata, Actinopteri, Pleuronectiformes, Pleuronectidae. The transcript is spliced from 13 exons. Gene Ontology annotation, cellular component: plasma membrane.
GCUUUGAGGACGAUUCGCUCCGGAUCGCUGUGACAUGACAGGAAACAGGUCGAUGUGAUGGUCCAGGCAGUGGCGAGGGAAACAUGGAGGCUUGUUUUCUCCGCGGGCUCCUUCUCUUCGCUCUGACCACUUCGACAGCAGGAGGCGAUGGACAGGUGACGUUCGUGUCGGAGCUCUCGACCAAGCCAGCUCAGAAGUUGUCCAAGUACGGUUGGUAUGGCAACGUGAGGCUGCAGAGGUUUCACAUACCUGAGGAAACCGCCGUCGCUCGCUGGCUGUUCUCCAUCACCAAGCUCCAGAACUUCCAUUGUGGACAGAAAAACGUCACCGUCCAUAUUCGAUGGGGUGCCCCUCCAGUUAUAAACCUGAUAGGUUCAGUGUUUCCUAAUGAUACACUAUGGAGUCCUAGCCUGUCUCUGACCCUACCAGUAGCAUUACACAGCUUCAUAACCUUCAACCACUCCGACCCUGCCCCCGGUGACUGGUACGUCGCUGCCCACUUGCCUCAGGAUGACGGGCGCAUCGAGCAGAAGGGUUUUCCGUCCUGCGCUUAUUUCUUCCAGCCUCAGUUAUCAAUCAGGAGAGCGGUGGACACACCCAUUUUACAGCAGGGCACAUUCCUCCAACAGACCACCGCACCUGACAGACCGGCUCGCCUUAAGUUCUAUGUUCCAGAGUUUGCCUCUUCUCUCUCCGUGUCUGUGGCGGACUGUUCUUCAGGGGAGGGAGCCGACACUGGGAACUGCUCACUGGUCGUCAGGCUGGGCUCCUCCUCUCUGCAGCAGGGCCCAGUAUCAAUGAACUGCUCCGGGACUGGCUGCUCCGCUGUGCUGCCUAACCCACCUUGGGACACCUGGCUACGAGUUGUCGUUGACAGCAGCCAAGACAACCGCACUGUGACCUUUAGUAUCAUCGCAAACUACACAGUGGGUUGUAAGCCCAAAAGUGUCGGCCUUAAAGCAGACGAUGACUUUAAGAAGCUCCGUGGAAACAGCAGCUCCAGCAACUCCACAUCAGCGGGCAACAGCUCACUGGCUCCAGCCGCGGUCGCCUUAAUCGAUGACUCAGCAUCACCGGUUACGCCGCCGUUGGAGCCUGCGUGUGUGUGGAGCAUCCCCGUGCUCUACGAGGAGGUGGACGUUCUGUCGCUGCGGUACACCCCCGCCAGCGGACCCAACGUCAGCGUCACAAACACACACCCCACGCUGCUCACCUACCCCCUGCACACGCUAGCCACCGGGGGAACACUCAAUCUGCAGCUCACACUCAACUCUACUGCUGUAAUGCUGGGGAACAGCAGCAGUGUGGUGGCCUGUCUGUCUCAAUGGGCUCCAGUUCUCGUUCUCAACCAGUCUCAACCCUGCAGCACAGGUUUGUUUGGAGGUUACGGGCUUCAGGUGAAUGCCACCGUGACCAAAGCUGUGGUCAGGCUGCCGUUCCCUCAGUCAGCAACAUGGUACCUCACCCUGCAGCUCACAUGCAACGGCACUGAUUGCGGUAACACAUCAGUGGUGCAUGUGAUCCCAGAGGUGUUUGUCAGUGCCUGUGUCGAGGAUUGUGGGACAUACGGCGAAUGUAGACUACUGAGAUCCUACAGCUACCUGUACGGUGCCUGUGUCUGCAAGGCUGGCUGGAACGGUUGGGGCUGCACUGAUGAUUCGACAGCUCAGUCGUACGGGCGCCAGCUGACCGCAACCCUGCUUCUGGCUCUCAGUAACCUGAUCUUCCUGCCUGUUACUGUGGUGGCCAUCAAACGCUACUACUUCACAGAGGCGUCCGUUUACCUCUUCACCAUGUUCUUCUCCACGUUCUACCAUGCGUGUGACCAGCCCGGUAUAGCUGUAAUGUGUAUAAUGGACUACGAUACCCUGCAAUACUGUGACUUCCUGGCCUCUGUCUGUUCCGUCUGGGUCACCAUCCUGUGCAUGGCUCGCAUCAGAGACGUGUUCAAAUAUACUCUGUUCAUGCUCGGGACUCUGCUGAUUGCUAUGUCAAUGCAACUGGACCGCAAAGGCCUGUGGAACCUGCUGGGCCCUGUCCUCUGUGCACUGGUGGUCAUGGUCACUGCAUGGGUGUCCCGAGGGGUCCGGCGGCGACAUUGCUACCCGCCUUCAUGGCAGCGCUGGGUCUUCUACCUGAUCCCGGGGGUGACCUGUGCCUUUGUUGGGAUAUGCUUGUAUGUUUUCGGUGGAACAGAGGCAAACUACUACUACACACACUCACUGUGGCACAUCCUGAUGGCCAGCUGCGUGAUGCUCCUGCUGCCGCCGAAGGAGAAGGACAGGGAGACGUUGGGCUGGAGCAGGGGCUGGAACUGGAGCUGGAACUGGGCCUGGACCUGGAGCUGGAGACCCCGGGUUUGUGGGUACACUCUCUGCGAGAACGGCAAGGAAGAGCUCUAUACUGUCACAUAGUGGGAUUAGAGAGGCUGUAAGGAAGCAAAGUGACUUGGUGUUGAUUGGUAAACAUCUCUAUAAGCUCCACAAUGUCUUUAAGUCUCUGACUCUUCAAAGUUAGACCUAUAUUCUCUUACAUCUGCUGAUUUCAUAUUCACUUUCUCGUCUAGUGGGAAACCGUUCUCAUGGAUCUUAAAUCACUAGCGUUCAGACACCGUAGAUACGCAAACACCCCCGAAACCUGCUGAAACCUCUAAGGUGGUCCUCUGCACCAGCUUAGGUAUAAAUCAAACCCUUCAGGUUGCAGACCACCUGACCUUUGACCUCAUGACCAGGAGUUUGUACAUAGUCUAUAUGUACAUAUUUUAUUAGACUAGAGUAUGAAUUUGUGAAAUAUUUAUAAGUAAUACCGCUUUGUGGAGCUCUUAUGAAUCUUUUCUAUUCAGUCUGUCCCUGACUUUGCUGAUAAAAAUAUGGUGUAUUUAUAGCUGAUGUGAACACUCCUCCAGUACUUUCCUUUGUCCCACAGACCAGGGUGGAAAAUGGAUUGAUAAAACUGGCUCCACUCCAAGUUUAGCUCCAAGCGUUUUCCAGAGCUUUCAAACUGUAUAACAUGGUCUUCGCUAACCAGGGCCCUGUUCACACCUGACAUUACCAUCCAUUCGUAAUACUUCUCCUGUGACCACUUAGAUCUCACUUUUCAGCUGUUUGUGAGUCGCAAAUGAGAGAUAUAGAACCAGCGGCCGAAUGAAUCAAUGCACAGCUCUGAUAUGGAGAAAGAUUUGAAAACAAAAGUAUUGAUCAUUAUGCUGUGACCAGUGUUGAUAUUGGUCACCACAAACAAAAGACUAAAAACACAUUUGAUACACAUCUAAACGCUGUCCCCUUGUGAUCGUACAUCACUCUGAGAAAGGUUUAUACCACGUCUAAACAGGGUCUAGUUAACAGCAGGACACUGAAUAAGAAUGAUAAAGAAUAGUAUUUAAGAGUAGUAAACAAACAUUUACUUCACAGGAACCAUUUAAAACCAGUGAAACCGCUUGUUUGCCAAAGUCUGAGGAACCCUGACUCAGAGGCCUUCCCAUCACGCCGACAUCAGUCUCUCAACUCUCCUCCACAGAGCAGCAGGUUUAGUGAUUCAAAGACCGAAUGCCUCCUCAUCCCAAUCCAUGUCUUUAAACACCAAAUGUCUCAUCGUCAUGUUCAAGUACAGACGCAUACGCUGCUUCUGUUGAAACCUACUGUCAUCCUGUGUGUUUAUCCUCCCUCUUUAAAGCCUCACCUCAUUUGACCAGCAGCCAUUCUGAAGCACUUUUAUGAUUAUAAAGCUGAUUCCCCUACAUAAUGGUCAUAGCCCAUACAGAAUGUGUAUGAAUGGGAACCUAAUGAAUGUAUUUUGAGAUUGCUGUGUCCAGUGCCUCCUGUAUGCACUGUGUGAUUCGGUUUUGUCUUCUGCGUACUUUAUUUUCCUAAGUGUUCUGUCGAUUUGCACUGUUGUUUGAUUUUUUUGCAACCUGCAUUGCCUUCCUUUCUUUGUUUUUCUCAUGUGUGAGUACAACUAAUUUAUUUUUUGUCACAUUCAAGUAUGCUGUUAUGAUCAACAAACUACGACAACAAACUACCGCGCUCAUUGCAUUAAAGGAUGAAGACAUUUAAUGUUUGAUGUAAAACCUGGUUUUAAUUUACUUCUUUCCAAUCUGUUCAAAACCCAAACACUUGC